CGCGGGAAGGAGAUACCCUGCUUUCUGGCGCACGCUCGCUCCUUGACGACGAGAUCAACUGAGGUGAUGACUUUGCUGUUGGCAAUGGUAGAAAGGACUCUGUAGUAGAGCAAUUGAGGUUUGUAGUGUUUCUUUCUUCUCUUUUUUGUCGAUGAUCAUGAUCUCUUAUGUAAGAAAAUGAGUUCAUUAUUUCUUUUGUAGAUAGUUUAUACAUGCUCUUUCUAUUGGGUCUUAUGUGUUUGAUUUGUUUUUAGAAUCUUACUUUUGCACGACAUGGUGAAUCAUAAUUGGUAGAAGACUGUGCCUGUAACAGGGGAUGAUCUCAUAAUGCCUCUACCAGUGUUCUUAUAUAGAGUUCAGUUUGCUUCUUUGUUUGUUUGUUUGUUAUCAUUUGUAAAGAUGCUAAUUGAUGGAGAGAAGAAAAUAGAUCCAUGUUUUGAUAUUGGAAAUCUUUCAAACUGAUUUGUUUAAAGAAGGCCAUCUACCAUGUUUCCCUCAUUUUCUUUCCAUUUUAGUUUAUUGAAGCAUCAAGAUGGCAUUCGGUGCAUUAGUAAAUGUAAUCUAAUGUUUGAAACUUAUUUUAUUACCUUUAAGGAACAAUGAAAAUAAGUUUCACUGUAGAAUGAUCUUUCUCAAGUAGAUUUACUCUAGUAGCUGAUACACGGAUGAAAUAUUGGAGAUAGAAAGAAGCACAGAAUUUUCCUUGCAACCUCUAUGUGAAGCUUGGUUUGUAACAUACUUUCCUGUAGAACAACUUGGUCUCUUUUCCUAUUUCUCUCAUUAUUCAUUCUGCUGAUCCUCACGGAUAUGUGGAUAGAGCAUUUGCCACUAUCGAUCAAUUACCAGUGACCACUUGUGGUAACUUGGGCAUUGUUAUUUUCCAGCAAGCAAAUGGAUCCUCAGGGCAUUGCUGUUGGGUUUAUAGGACGAUUUCACAAGCAUAAUUGAUCCAAAGCAUAUGCAUAGUUGAUUUGUUCAAUGUAGUACUUCUUAGCCUUUCCUUUUGUAGCAGUUAUCCAACAUUGGAGUAUAAGUCCUGCAUAAUGAUUUUCUUUGUUAUCUAGCUGGCAGCAAUGACUGUUAAAAAAUGACUGAAUGUGAACCAAGGAUCAUUGAUGUGGAUGAUCCAAUUAACUUCACUGGUAUUUUCUCUGAAGAAAGUGAGCAUAUGUCGAUAUCUUCAGAUAGCUUGUCUUCUUCUAUCCUAAGCUCUGAUGGGUCACAAGAUGUUACGCGGUGCGAUAGCUUUAGACUCUCACUGCAAAGUCAAUUCUCCUCAAUGCCAUUGUCGACAAUCCCCCUUGUUUCUUUAGACAAGGGAGAUAUUUCUGAGGGAAAAUAUGAGGAGGGACUACAAGCAGGUGUCGUCGGAGAUGAAGGGAAAGAGAUUUCAGUUGCCUGUCAAGAGGGUUGCAAUUGUUACCAAAUUGAGAAUUCAGUGGGCAGCAGUAUAAGUUCAGAUACGUCAUCAUGGGAUUUUGAAAGAAUAGACAUUUGCAUAUCUUCGUUGAAUCUGGAGAGGAAGGAUUCAUCUGAGCUUGUACAGGGUGGAGAAACAGCACUCGACAUCUUUGAUUCUGAUCUUCUCAGCCCUUCUUUCAGCGCCUUAAGUGCUGUGAGAGACUUUAAACCUUGGCCGUCGAGUAGACCCUUAGCAUCUGUUGGUCAAGAGGAUGAAGUCAGUUCGACAAGCACUGAUUCAGAUGAACCACUUUUUUGGCCACUCGACCACAGCUUGUACUACUUCCUGGACUUUGAGAAGUUCCUAUGCCCAUCUCCCUGUGGCAAGGAAGAUAAAAGUGUCACGACUGCAAGAAUUCCUUUGUCAAAGCUGGCUAAGUUGGGAAUCCAUCAGAACAGUCCACAAGCCAACAAGAAGGAUGAUCGAGGAUUUAGAAGAAGGAUCCCACUGAAUUCUGCUACUAAAUGUGAUUCAAAAGUUCGGGGCAAUGGAGCUCCAAAGACUACUUCGAUGCCGUCUAUGUUAGGCAUAUCUACAAGAACUACUUCUCCUCGUCAUCCUUGCAAUAUCUCCAAGAGAAGAGGAAAGCCUCAGUUGAAGAUAGAGGUGGCAAGGGAAGAAGACUAUGAUAGUAGUGAACCAGUGAAUCUACUUUCAAAGGAAGCUGAGCUAUUUGAUUGCAUGUUGGAAAGGGGAUCAAUUGAAGACUUAAUUGGUUUAAACGAGUUCGACGGCCAUGAAGGGAUUGAUGCUAAUCUUGGGGAACAACUUACACUUCUUUUAUCUCCUUGCGGAGGCCUAAUUCCGCUGGACGCUGAGUUCAUCAAAGGGCGGUAGGGGUCGUAAGUAACAAGCAUGAACAUUGCCAUUGUUUAGAUCAUAUAAGAACUGCCAUGCAACAUAAUAAGGGAAAGUUCAACCAAGUUAUCGAUAUUCAGUAUUAAUCUCAAGCUUGAAUUGUUCCCUGAACACAGAAAGAAUCUUUAACUGUCAUGGUUUGAGGAGGACAUGAUGCAGGGAAUGGUACUCAGUUAACUUAGUUCCUCAAAAGCAUUACUGUAUCUGAAGGGCUAUAUAUUGAAUUCAUAAUAUCGACAAACUUAUGUAAAAUUCUCGGCCAAACGAUGAGAUCGAUCAGUAUUUGGCACCUGCUGAACUAAAAGUAGUGCUCAAAGUGAACUUACCUGUAAUAUUGUGUCCCAAGAGAGUUUGAACUUUUGUUGCACGUUUUUUUUGUUUUCUCAAUAAUUGG
Zingiber officinale is the source of this 2714-nucleotide messenger RNA. RefSeq lists its product as uncharacterized. The record is from RefSeq and is a predicted model, not a curated record. The transcript is spliced from 2 exons. Lineage: Eukaryota; Viridiplantae; Streptophyta; Magnoliopsida; Zingiberales; Zingiberaceae. The coding region runs from base 1088 to 2299 and encodes 403 amino acids.